GAGGGACUCUGUUUAGCUGAAUAUAAGCUUAGUAAUUAUUUAUUUUGGUAGUCAGUGUAUGGGUGGUGUAUUUUGCGUCUCCAUUCGUGCUAGUAGCGAACUUUGUAAUGGAAAAAUACAGGCCUUGACUCGCACUGGUUGUAACAUUAUGUCCUGAAAAACCAGACAGGCACCGCGACAUAACGUUACUGACAUAAGGAACUAUUUCAGCUCUGAAUCUCAUCCAGGUUAUUUUUGUAGAAUAGAACCAUCCGCCUCUCCCGAAUCCACGUCCAGUUUAUCUUUGUAGACGAAACCAGACUCAACAUGGUCGGAUGGGCGGUUUAUACAAAGCUUCCGCUCCAGUGUUUUACAAUCUACAGGCUGGUACUAAACUGGACAGCAGGCUCUAUCCCUGCUAGCAGACUGGAUUAGCUGGCUCGUUAGCUUGGCAUCAUGGCUAUUUAGCCAGCACGCUAAUAUUGUCUCGGCUGGAUAGCUGCUAACAUCAGCAAGGCCGCCAUUGCAGUCGUGUGUGCGGUCUGUCGUUGCUGCCGCAGUGAGGGGGAGCUUUAGCCCGGACUGGAGCCAAGAUUCAUCGUGCCUUCUCCACCUGCAAAUGACUUAUUUGCCUGGUCUGCUCACUGACAAGAGCACCAGCACAGCACUAAACAAAACAAAGCUCUAUAUACCCCGAUUCCCCCCUUGAGUCAUCAUCCGGCAGGAAAACGGAGGUCGUGGGGCUGGAGUGUGUUCUCAUGGCCGAGUCAGAGACUGAAUGUGAUACACCCGGCCUUGACACACUUGGGUCGGAGUGUGUCAUAGCCCACAGCCACGUCGACCUUCACUAUGGAGCAGAAACGGAGAUCAUGACAGAAGAAAAGCGCGGAUUAGAGCUGGAGAUCCAUGGCUCAGACUUAAAGAUCCAGGGACUGGGGACAGACCUUGGAGCUGUAGCCUGUGUUGAUGCAAUUGUAGCUGAGACAGACCAUGAUUACAUUAAGGUGGAACAUGGUGAGAUGCACUGUUUCACAGGAGCAGAAAUCAAGACAACAGGAAACGAGGCUCUGCUGGGAGAGGUGCUGCUUAAGACGGAGAGCGAACAUGUGGUCAAAGUAGAGUCUGACCAUGGUGGGGAGUUGACAGUGGAGUCUGAGAAUGGUGUAAUUAUACAUGAAGCCCAUGGCUUGCAGUGCAACGAGUGUGGGGAGAUUUUUGGCAGCAUAGCUGAUCUUCACCAACACUUUGAGAUCCAUAAAGACCUCAACCCUUACAUCUGUGUCCACUGUGGUGAGAGCUUCGCUGUGGAGGCCAGCCUCAAACAGCACAUGAAGAUUCACAUGAAAGAAAAGCCUUAUGUUCCCCCUGGAGUUGAAAUUAUGGGCAAAGAUGUUAUUGAUGCCUUCAGCCUCAAGUCUCAUCAAAUGAUUCAUUUGCCAGACAAGCCCCACAGAUGCUCAGAGUGUGGUAAGAGCUUUGCCGCUGCCAUCACCCUGAGAGAACACAUGAAGAUGCAUUCAGAGGACAAGCCCUACAAGUGCACCCAGUGUAGGAAGAGCUUUGUCCGCAGAAGGCAUCUGAAAAAGCACCAGGAGGUCCAUGCACGUGAGAAGCCAUAUACUUGCGGCCAGUGUGGCAAAGGCUUUGCUACGACUUCCAACCUGAAGCAACACCAGAAAACCCACGCUGCAGUUGUGCUUGGAGACAAACCCCACCGCUGCACACAGUGUGGAAAGUGUUUUGCAGCAGCUGCCACGCUGAGAGAGCACCAGAGGAUCCACUCAGGUGAGAAGCCGUACAAAUGCAACAUGUGCAGGAAGAGUUUUGUCCGCAAACGCCAUCUGAAGAAGCACCAGCAAGUCCAUGCGGGAGGGAAGCCCUACACCUGCAGACAUUGCAACAAAGGCUUCAAUCACUCCUCUUCUCUCUCUCGCCACCAUAAGACCCACCUGCAGAAUCCAGUGUUUUCUCCACCUCAGCCUGGAAAACCCAUGUCAUACGGCACUCCCCCAAAGCAGAGGGUGCACCAGCAGGGGGACAAGCCCUACAUGUGCCACCACUGUGAUAAGGGCUUCAAUCAUUCCUCUUCCCUGUCCCGGCACCAAAGAGUCCACUCAGAGGGGAAGAGUUACACCUGCGCUCACUGUGGCAAAAGAUUCAAUCACUCAUCCUCCCUUGCAAGACAUCAGAGAGUUCACUUGGAAAACAAACAGCAACCGCAGCAACAGCAACCACCGCAGCCGCAACCGCAGCAGUACAGCACGAUCCCCACAGGGAAGGGAUUCCCUAACAACACCUUCCCAAAACAGCGUAUCCUGUCCGUUGAAAAACCGUACAGGUGCUCUCAGUGUGGAAAAGGCUUUAACCAUUCAUCUUCCCUCUCCAGACAUCAUAGGAUCCAUGUAGAUCAGUGAGCACGCUUUCUGACCCUCAAAUGCUGUCCCAUGCAAGCGCACACACCCCCCCUCUCCCCCGUUUCUGUUCUACCAAUGGUCCCAUCAUUGAUAUUGCCUCACCACAGGAAACAUCAGGCCAACAUCUAUAGACAAAAGUGGUCAGGUCAGCACAUUGUGGAGCAGUUGAGAAUCAAUGGACAGUAACACAAAAGUCUUCAAAAAGAAAUGGCUUGGCCUGAAGGACCAAGUAACCUAUAAUUCAGAGCUGAACCCAGGACUUUGUGUUCAAUUUGAAGAGGGUAUAAUAAUAGAUUGGGAAGGAGCCUCUAUUCUUGUUUGUGAUUGUGCUUCACUUGCUCCAGGACCUCUUUUGAACACUUUUAAAGAAAAAAAACGUGAUUUGAAGAUCUACACGAUAUAAUUGUCACCUGGGGAAAAUAUACUUCGCCCUCUGGUUGGUCUUUUUGAUAGACGAAUUCAGUUUAUGUCCCUUCAGGUGGGCACACGUGCUUCUCAGCUGCAACUUUAUUCAAAGCUACCAACACAAUUGGUGAACAAGAACUGUUGUCUCGAUUUAAAUAGUUUUCUUUUUCACCCACAUAACCCAUGUGAAGCAAACAUCAAAAAUCCAAUGUAAAUACGUACUGAUUUUCUUUUAUAUAUAUGUAUAGGUGACUAGUGUGCUGUUCCAUAAGAUGACAUUUUUGAUAGUAAGAUCCACUUUGUCUCCACUUUUUUUUUCUUCCCUCCUUUUAUGACUUUAAUUUGUUUUAAGUGUUGGAGAUAAACAUGUUGCAGGUGUUCUCAUGCAGCUUGUUCUUGAAUUUGGGCUCCAUCAGACACGAGCCAUCUUGUAUAUUUAUGAGGUUGUUUUCUUGUAUGUCUACUAUUGGUUAGCACUGCUGCAUAGAUUGUACAGAGAGCAAUACUGGCUGACACCCUGAUUCUAUUAUGACAUGCAAUUUAGCCAUAAGAAAAUGCAUAAUAGAAAUAAAAACCUACUGGGUAGCAUAUGACAUGACCUGUGUCCUAAUUAUUUACUGUGCAGUUUCCUCUGUACCCCAGCACCAAAUGUACAUGAAAUGCAACAUCACACUUUAUUCCUUUGGAGACUAAUUCAGUGAUCUGUGUAUAGAAUAUAGGUAACACUCACAUUGAUCUGCAGACUGUCACAAUUUGAUCUAAAAAAAGGUUGUGUAUACUAAAAGACUACAUGAAAAUCUCACUUUUACAAGAUUUUUUCGAAUUCCAAUGGAUUGCGCUCUAUUUACUGUUCUGUGUAAAAUAUCUUUUACAAACUGUAUUUUUUUAGAUAUGGCUUGGGUUAUAUGAAAGGGAAUGAGAGAUAUACAGUUUUUAUGGGAGUGAACAUUAUGGUGAGCAAUAUUUCUUUUCAUUUGGAUAACAAUUGUGCUUCAAACUGUAGCAUAGGUUUCUUCCUUGUGUUAGAUAGGUGCCUUAUUGCAUGCUAUGUAGAAAUGUAUGCUGAGCUGUUAUUUGAGAAAAAAAGUUAGGGUUUUCAGGAGUCUUUUGUUCUUAUUCAUACUAACUUACCCUACAUUUUAAUUUGAUGUCACUAUUGCUUUUUUGCUUUCAUGUAUAUUACCAUGUGUUUACACUGUUACGACCAUAUUGUCUUUAUCCCCCAUAUUUUUGUCAGUGGCCUCAUUGUAGAGAGAAAAACUGUAAAUGAUCCAUAUAAGCUUCUCUUAAGGGCAAAUCCUGUAACACCUCUUCCCAAUUCCUGAGUGGCACAUAUAUGGAUAAAUAAAGGUUGUUGACUCUCU
Molecule: messenger RNA, 4162 nt
Organism: Xiphias gladius (swordfish)
Lineage: Eukaryota; Metazoa; Chordata; Actinopteri; Istiophoriformes; Xiphiidae
Exons: 2
Coding region: 738-2393 (551 amino acids)
Source: RefSeq, a predicted model, not a curated record